This is a messenger RNA of Penaeus indicus, 1647 nucleotides long. RefSeq names its product probable serine/threonine-protein kinase clkA. The coding region runs from base 1 to 1647 and encodes 548 amino acids. NCBI's taxonomy places the organism in Eukaryota, Metazoa, Arthropoda, Malacostraca, Decapoda, Penaeidae. The transcript is spliced from 7 exons. The record is from RefSeq and is a predicted model, not a curated record.
AUGAUCUCAGUCACAGCUGAAGAUAUCACUGUGACCGAAGAACGAACAAGACAGUAUAUCGAGAUAGAUGCAGGAAAGGUGAUUGAAGUUGCCAACAGCAAAUGCAGAGCCAUAGGUGGCUUGUGUAUUCCUGGGGAAUGUACUAUUUCUCUUGGCAAACAAGACUGUGUAAUGGGAAUAUGCUGCAAGCAAACGUCAAAUAACAGAAAAAUGACGACCAAAAGGGAAAAACGAACGGACACCAAUGAAGAGAACAAAGAGUCACAUCUAAACAUACAUAGCUCACGUAAACCAGACAUAUACCACCCAGAUCGUUACAAGUCUUUAACUUCUGACAACAGACUUUGCCAUCUCCACAGUUUUUUUGAGGGAUUCAACACAUUAUUUUUGUAUUUGGAUCUCGACAUUUACCUCCUUUCCCUUUACAAGUUGACAUGCAGCAAAAAAAAUGAAUUACUAAUAACUCCUAACAACUUCUCCAGCUCCUACUACUGCUGCAGCUCCAUCCUAUACCCCAGCUCCAGCAACUACUCCAGCUCCAGCAACUACUCCAGCUCCAACAACUACUCCAUCUCCAACAACUACUCCAUCUCCAACAACUACUCCAGCUCCAACAACUACUCCAUCUCCAGCAACUACUCCAGCUCCAACAACUACUCCAGCUCCAGCAACUACUCCAGCUCCAAUAACUACUCCAGCUCCAGCAACUAUUCCAGCUCCAAUAACUAUUCCAGCUCCAGCAACUACUCCAGCUCCAACAACUACUCCAGUUCCAGCAACUACUCCAGCUCCAGCAACUACUCCAGCUCCAAUAACUACUCCAGCUCCAACAACUACUCCAGCUCCAAUAACUGUUCCAGCUCCAGCAACUACUCCAGCUCCAACAUCUACUCCAGCUCCAACAACUAUUCCAGCUCCAACAACUACUCCAGCUCCAAUAACUAUUCCAGCUCCAGCAACUACUCCAGCUCCAACAACUACUCCAGCUCCAAUAACUAUUUCAGCUCCAAUAACUACUCCAUCUCCAGCAACUACUCCAGCUCCAACAACUACUCCAGCUCCAGCAACUACUCCAGCUCCAAUAACUAUUCCAGCUCCAACAACUACUCCAGCUCCAGCAACUACUCCAGCUCCAAUAACUAUUCCAGCUCCAGCAACUACUCCAGCUCCAACAACUACUCCAGCUCCAAUAACUAUUCCAGCUCCAAUAACUACUCCAUCUCCAGCAACUACUCCAGCUCCAACAACUACUCCAGCUCCAGCAACUACUCCAGCUCCAAUAACUACUCCAGCUCCAGCAACUACUCCAGCUCCAACAACUACUCCAGCUCCAAUAACUAUUCCAGCUCCAAUAACUACUCCAUCUCCAGCAACUACUCCAGCUCCAACAACUACUCCAGCUCCAGCAACUACUCCAGCUCCAAUAACUACUCCACUCCAGCAACUACUCCAGCUCCAACAUCUACUCCAGCUCCAACAACUACUCCAGCUCCAACAACUACUCCAGCUCCAAUAACUAUUCCAGCUCCAACAACUACUCCAGCUCCAGCAACUACUCCAGCUCCAACAACUACUCCAGCUCCACUCCAACAACUACUCCAGCUCCAGCAACUACUCCAGCUCCAGCCACUACUCCAGCUCCAAUAA